This is a messenger RNA of Alternaria arborescens, 2430 nucleotides long. RefSeq lists its product as hypothetical. The transcript has 2 exons. Gene Ontology annotation, cellular component: mitochondrial inner membrane. Bases 1 to 2430 code for a protein of 809 amino acids. Gene Ontology annotation, biological process: protein insertion into mitochondrial inner membrane from matrix; mitochondrial respiratory chain complex III assembly. Lineage: Eukaryota; Fungi; Ascomycota; Dothideomycetes; Pleosporales; Pleosporaceae. The record is from RefSeq and is a predicted model, not a curated record. Gene Ontology annotation, molecular function: ATP hydrolysis activity; ATP binding.
AUGAGUGAUUAUAGCUCGGAUGACGACGACCGCCGAGUGGGCUCGUGGCGGAAAACAAAGGGCCGUAGAACGAAGCGACAAAGCAAUUUCCUUGAGACCGUUUUGGAUUCAUCAAUCGCGAGCAGCAUGGAAAAGUCGCUAUUCAAGGCCAUUCGAAUGUGGAUCGACAGCAACACGGGCCUAGACUUGAAGUUUCUGGUCUGGACCAUUGCUUUAUGCAUUCCCACUCACAAAUAUGGCAGUGCAACAUGCAAACGGCUGAGCUCGAAUCUCACAAAUUCUGUCGAGCUCGAUUAUCAGGAUGCGCUUGUCACUGACCUUUUGAUAUGGAUCAGCAAGCAGCCUUCCAAUCAGCUGUUUGCCUGGCUUCCUAGUUUUGAACACCUGGAAUGGAAAGAUUUGUCAAACGAGACAAAAACAGCCGAUACUGACGAGAGUAAUAGCUACCAGCUCAUCGCUUCUGUAGGCUACACUCCUUUCUUCCAUGGAGGUGUACCCUUUUUACUAUACAAACCGGACGCCAGGCACUAUGAAGAAAAGCUUAAGUUACGUCGUAUGUGGGGGAGUAGAAAGCCCAUUGAAGCCUUGCUACGAGAUGUUCGCGAAACCGCUAACGCCCAGAUGACGUUGUUAAAGAUCAUACGCGUCUCAGCUAGAUACAAUGUGUUCUUUGCUGAGGGAACAGAGGAUUACUAUUGGCAAAACGGAACACCAUAUCGGAGAGGCUACAUGUUUUAUGGGCCAGCCGGUACUGGUAAGACAAGUUUGUCUACGGCGAUUGCGAGCCACUACAAUCUCCCACUUUGUGUCAUCGAUUUAGCUGGCAUGGACGACACGAUCCUGCAAAACAAAGUCAAAAACUUGCCAUCCCGUUGUGUCAUCUUGUUUGAAGACAUUGAUGCCGCAGGUGUUGUACGUGAGCGCACAAUGGUGCCGAAUACUGACGCUAGUGACGAAGGAGAUGAAACGAUCUCGGAAUCGGAAUCUUCUGACACUUGGGACACGAAGCCUGGUAAGGACAAAGCGAAGAAGACUGAUUCAAAGAAGAUGAAUCCGUCGCUUUCUCAAUCCUCAAGGACAGAGGUCACUCUAAGUGGUCUUCUUAAUACGUUAGAUGGACCUGGAUCACGGGAAGGUCAUAUCGUCAUCUUGACAACGAACGCUCCUGAUUCUUUGGAUGAAGCCUUAUAUCGCCCUGGUCGUAUAGAUACCCAAGUGUAUCUUGGCUUCGCAGAUCAGGUCACUGCUGGUAUAACCUUCACACACAUAUUUGGCAGCGACAAACAAGUCAAAGAGUCGCAGAAGGCUUUCAGAAAUUUAGGCCGAGAAUUCGGGCGAUUGUUACCAUCUGGCUUCUUUACUCCUGCAGAGAUUCAAAAGUUCUGUGUGAACAGGCGUGGUCAGCCACAAAAGGCAGUCGACAAGUUUCCUGGAUACAUCGACGAGAAGCGAACAGGAAAGACCAAGUUCCAAUAUGAAAUCCAUCGACGUGCACCGAAACCCACGUUCCAUAAGGAAGAGGCAAUGCAUGACGAUGACAGCAGCGAUGAAGUUGAAUAUACCCCGACGGAUUUCGAGGAGUCUUUUGAAGGUGCACACACUAACUUCCCAGAAUUGUCUUGCAUAUCAUCAACAGAGACUUCUGUGAAGGGACCUGCGAAAGAGCAGCUGUUUGUCACGCAUGGAUAUGAGCAUGAUGAUGACGCUUUGGCGUACGGUGACUACUACCCGCGCAGACGAGGGGUAUGGGAAGAUCGUUUGGCUGACGAUAUUGUUGAUAUAUGUCAAGGACUUAGAGAUAUGCUCGCCUUUACAUCGGUAGAGCCAUUUCGGCACGAGAGCACAUUUUAUAAGGAACGCAGGUUACAGAGCUUCGUAGUUCCUGUACUGAGCAUGGGGAAAGGCCAGGAUAUGUCCCUGUCCGGUACUUACUGCGAGACGGAUAGUAUUGAGCCUUGGGUACUCUACAAGCCUAGCAUUCGACCAUGGAGGUUGUCGCGCGAGCACCACAAUCUACGACCAAAUGAUAUCGAAGAGAUGUACUUGUCGAAUCUCGACUCUUGUACGGCCGUACGGCCGUCGCUUCCUCGAACCCGCCCAGGUGCAACAUCUCUCGAUGAGUCCCGGUCAACUUUGCCGUCUCCGACAGAACCCACAGAAGCAUCUUCAUACUACGCGCCUUUGUCCGUUGGCGAACAGAUUGAGAAGACUUUUCAGCACCACCGCGGGCCCAGUCACCCAGACGUCGCUGGCCGCCGCAAUGUCUAUCCUUAUCACGGGCCUUUACCACGCCCCGCUAAGGAAGAUUCUUGGAUAGAUGAGGCAUCGCCCAAGUCUGCUACAGUUUUGCUUCGCAAUGUAGACCCGCAGCCACUGGGAGAUUUCGAGCAGCUCAGGCUGGCAGAAGGCAACCUUCAUGCUGUCGACUAG